Molecule: messenger RNA, 1266 nt
Organism: Poecilia latipinna (sailfin molly)
Lineage: Eukaryota; Metazoa; Chordata; Actinopteri; Cyprinodontiformes; Poeciliidae
Product: transforming protein RhoA
Exons: 5
Coding region: 122-703 (193 amino acids)
Biological process (GO): small GTPase-mediated signal transduction
Molecular function (GO): GTPase activity; GTP binding
Source: RefSeq, a predicted model, not a curated record
UUAGUUGUCCCCACCCCCUCACUUCCCUCCUGUUAAUCCUCUAGCAUCAGCAGCAGACAACCGAGGCUAACAAAGCGCUACUUUGACUUCAGUUCAACAAUCUUCUAACCAAUCACUACCGAUGGCAGCAAUUAGGAAAAAGCUGGUUAUAGUGGGAGAUGGAGCCUGUGGGAAGACCUGCCUGCUCAUUGUGUUCAGCAAGGACCAGUUUCCUGAAGUCUAUGUGCCCACAGUGUUUGAGAACUACGUCGCUGACAUUGAAGUUGACGGAAAACAGGUUGAAUUAGCGCUCUGGGACACAGCAGGUCAAGAGGACUAUGACCGACUCCGCCCACUCUCUUAUCCAGACACUGAUGUCAUACUCAUGUGCUUCUCCAUCGACAGCCCAGACAGUCUUGAGAACAUCCCUGAGAAGUGGACCCCUGAGGUGAAACACUUCUGCCCCAACGUUCCCAUCAUACUGGUGGGAAAUAAAAAGGAUUUGCGUAACGAUGAUCACACUCGGAGGGAGCUAGCUAAAAUGAAGCAGGAACCCGUGAAACCAGAAGAUGGCCGGGAUAUGGCCAACAGGAUCGGUGCCUUCGGAUACAUGGAGUGCUCUGCAAAAACAAAGGAUGGCGUGAGGGAAGUGUUCGAGAUGGCCACCAGGGCUGCACUACAGGCCAGGCGGGGAAAGAAGAGCAAUAAAUGCGUCCUACUGUAAACUGGGGCAUGAGGACUGCUUCCUGCAGGGGGUAGAAGAAGGAGAAUUAGGUCAACCCCACCCCCAGAUAAACACACACAAAGACUGCUCUCCCCUGUUUUUACUAAAGGUGUAACGCUUCUACUGUUUUGUCUUAAGCAAAAGUAGUCAGGUCAUCAGUAUUCAACUUUAAGGUUAUGGAAAAUACUUUUUUGUACUUUUAACAUGAGUAAAAUUUGCCAUAAUGAAAGCUCCUUAAACAUGUUGUAUGUAAUUGUAAAGGUCACCCCGGGGUGCUGUUGUGUCAUACUUGCCAACUACAGUUAAGUGCUUAAGCCCUGCCUGCUGAUCUGAGGAAUGUGUUCACAGCCAACUAGGGUGAAGAACCUGCACACUGUGACCUGUAGUCCUUUAACUAUUCCAACAAACCGAGGCACGCAGCCAGUCUAAACCCGGCGGCGCGCCUCCUAAUAUUAAAAACAAUCCUCUGUGCAUUGUGAUCCAAUGCACACUAUUAUACUGGAAACUGGUUUUGCUAAAAACACAAGUGUUUUGUGUAAUAAAUUACUUUGUAAGAAUCUUGA